AUGGCCGCCUGCACCGACGACGACAGGCACAGCGAGGCGGAACCUGACAUUGUCGAAGAGCCGGCUCGAGUGGCCGUCCGAAAUUCUAGCCUCGAGUGCGACAUCGACGUCUCGGUCACGGUGGCGCGCUCCAGCUGCACGGCCGCUGCGAAACAUUCGGGUCCUCUUGUGGAUAUGCCGUCCGAAAAGUCUGGACUGUCUCUAGACGAGGACAGUCUCUUGGACGGCGACCCAGACAAGGACUUCGCACCAGGCGAUGACGCCCUCAUUCCAGGAUUAUCGGAUGUUUCGCUCUCCCCGAAGCACGCUAUCAUGGCUGAUCCGUUGGGCGUCGCAGACCUCAGUUUGUCGGAGGGCGACAACUCGUUGGGCCAGCAGUCGCCCAUAUCCAAGCCCCUGGCCACGGUCCCGGAGGAGCCCGAGCUAGAGGCGCAGCUCGAGAUGGAGCACCCACCCGAGCGAAACCCCGAGGAACUGAGCGCUCACAUGGAGGAGGAGCCGGCUCCUCUCAUGCUCGACGCGCUGCCCAACCAGGACCAGGAGCUCUCCACAGAGGCCGGAAACGACUUGCUUCCGGACUCGUCGGAGCCAAACCUGAAGAUUUCCGAGCAGUCGCUUGUCGAAUCCGCGGUUCUCCCCGAGAUCAGCGACAGCUCGCUGAAGGAAGACAAGGCCACCAGCACAGCUAAAGUCAUCGUAAUCGAAGACCUUCCCGUGCGGCCAAGGUCUCCUUUUCAAACGCGCAAUAGACCGAACGCUACGGCGCACACGCAGCAGUCUCCGGUUUUGAUGCCCGAAAAACUGCCGCUUCCGCCAGCCGAAUGUCGGCCAGUGCUGCCAACGCUGUCCCAGCGUAACCAGCUUGGAGCGUGCCGCAAGGUGGCGCCCGUGUCGGUCGAAGUCCGAAGUGCACGUCCGAUAGGCGCUGAAUUGGCUCCACCGCUAAUGUCCAAGGGCUCCGUGGCCAACCAGUUCCUCUUGAAGAUUGGCCAGCUGCGUGGUGCGACGGUGUUUUCUGAAGGUGGCCACGACACUUGCACGCUGACUAAGGACCUCAUGAGCGUCGAGGGCGCCCAAAAGCAUCCCGACAAGUACAAGAAAGAAGAGUUCGGGGAGCUAUUCACCAAAAGGCCGUGA
This is a messenger RNA of Rhipicephalus sanguineus (brown dog tick), 1137 nucleotides long. RefSeq lists its product as uncharacterized. Lineage: Eukaryota; Metazoa; Arthropoda; Arachnida; Ixodida; Ixodidae. The record is from RefSeq and is a predicted model, not a curated record. The transcript is spliced from 6 exons. Bases 1 to 1137 code for a protein of 378 amino acids.